Messenger RNA from Malus domestica (apple), 2726 nucleotides. Lineage: Eukaryota; Viridiplantae; Streptophyta; Magnoliopsida; Rosales; Rosaceae. The record is from RefSeq and is a predicted model, not a curated record.
GGAGUUAAAUAUUUGCGCACCUUCUUACCCAUGUCUUUAAGGUACGAAUAUGGGCAUUACUAUGUAAGUAGUAAGGUUCCAAAUGAUUUGUUGCCAACGCUAAAAUGUUCACGGGCAGUAUCAUUGGCAGGAUAUAAGAACAUCAGUAGCUUACCUGAUUGCAUUGGUAACCACAUACAUUUGCGCUACAUUGACCUCUCUUACACUGCAAUUGAAAGGUUACCAGAUACCGUGAGUAGUCUCUACAAUUUGCAAACUUUAUUGUUGGUAGGUUGUACCUCUCUUGUUGAAUUGCCUGUAGACAUGAGGAAACUGAUUAAUCUGCGCCAUCUUGAUAUUGGAUAUACUGGUAUAAAAGAGAUGCCGGUGCGAAUGGGCAGACUAAAAAGUUUGAGAACACUCACUGCUUAUGUGUUGGGGACAUCUACUAGGUCUGGCGGCAUUGGGGAAUUGGGGGAGUUACCCAAUCUUGGAGGGAAAUUUUCUAUCUUGAAUCUAGAGAAUGUAGUCGAUGCUAUGGAUGUCUUGCGGGCCAAUUUGAAGGAUAAGAAAGAUCUCAAUCAAAUAGAGUUGGCAUGGGGUAGAGAGGAUGCAGAUGAUUCCAUAAAAGAGAGAAAUGUACUUGAAAGAUUACAACCUUCUGUAAAUUUGGUGGAACUGGCCAUUAGAUGUUAUGGUGGAACAAGCUUUCCGAAUUGGUUGGGAGACUCUUCCUUCUCCAACAUAAAAGUCAUGUGCCUUUGUGGUUUUAGUAAUUGUUGGUCGUUGCCACCAGUUGGGCAGUUGCCUGCUCUUAAGGAGCUCUAUAUUAGCAACAUGAAAUGUGUUAUGGGUAUUGGUGCUGAGUUUUAUGGUGUCAAUGGAACUUCUCUAAUUCAGCCAUUUCGUUCUUUAGAGAAGCUGGUAUUUGGAGAUAUGCCAGAAUGGGAAGAAUGGCUGCGAAGUCCAGGUAGAGGUCAAUGUCCGGACUUUCCUCGUCUCGAGGAGCUGGUUUUAGAGAAUUGUCCGAAGCUGAGGGGAAACUUGCCCGAUCAUCUUCCUUGCUUGAAAAAGCUUGAAGUGUUGGAUUGUGGGGUUCUGCAUGAAAGGGCUACUAGAAGUAGAUGGAUACUAGAGACGGAGUCCUUGCGACAAUCUCUUCAGGAUCUGCGAAUAAGAGGAUGCCCUGGUCUCUCGUCGUUACUAGAGACGGAGUCGCUGUCCUCGCUUUCCGGGCUUGAUAUUCAAAUUUUGAGUCGCACAGAUUGCUUGCAGCCGCACCUGAGCAGUCGUCUUCAAAAAUUGACUCUCCGUGAUUGCGGGUCCCUCUUGUCGUUCCCUAGAAAUGGUCUACCCACUACAUUGACAUUUCUUGAGAUAAUUAAUUGCAGGAGAUUAGAAUUCCUAUCUCAUGAGAUGAUGGCCAAAUUGACAUCCCUUCAACAUUUGGAUUUGACCGGCAGCUGUGAUUCACUGAGGUCCUUCCCGCUGGGCGUUUUCCCCAAACUUUCAUCUCUUCAAUUCUACGGCAUUGAAAAUCUAGAAUCCCUUUCCAUUGGAGAAGGAGCUGAUGUUGAAAAUCUCACUCAUCUCGGUGCUCUCUGUAUCUAUUCUUGUCCAAAUCUGGUCUCUUUCCAUUGGAGAAGGUUGCCCACUCCCAACCUGGCUAGUUUUACAGUCGGUAAUUGCAAGAAUUUGAAGUUAUUGCCCGAUCGAAUACACACCCUCACCGCCCUUCGAGAUUUGUGGAUAUCUGAUGGUCCAAAUGUUGAGUCAUUUGCAGAAGGAGGUUUGCCUCCCAACCUACAAUCAUUUGGAAUCAGCGGUUGUGAGAAACUGAGGCCUUCAGUGGAGUACUGGGGUUUGCAACGACUUGUCUCCCUUCGAACAUUUACGAUCUGGAGAAGCGAGGAUGUGUUGGUGGCGGUGCUCGAGGAACAGCUGCUCCCUACCACUCUUCACACUCUCCAAAUCUCUGGAAUGAAAAGUCUGAAAUCUUUGGAGGGAAAGGGAAUUCAACACCUCACUUCUCUUCAAGAGCUCCAAAUUUACGAGUGUGAUAGUCUCAAAUUCCUGCCAAAAGAGGGUUUGCCGGAAUCGCUCCGUUGUCUGAGAAUCUGGCACUCUUCUUCUCUGGAGAAGAGGUGUCAGGAGAAGACGGGAGAAGAGUGGAGCAAGAUAGCUCACAUUCCUUGCAUCGAGAUAGGCGACCAAGUCAUCAUUUGAGAUCUCAAAUCAAAGUCAGGACAAUAUCAUCCAAGAGCAACAAGUGUUUGCUUACAAUACCAAGUAAGUUAUUGGGUGCUCUGGCUAGCUAUGACACCAAUAUGAUUCUCCUGCACAGGACGAGGACCAUCUUUUCUAGAUGAGGUAUGGAAAAGGGUUGAGCUCGAGUUGACAUCGACAUUCGAUAGUGAUGAGAAGAAAGGAUUAAACACGAUUUUUCCCCAUUUGACAUGGAAAUAAUGGGAGUUGGAGAAAACCAGUGAAGGGUUUCCGAAGGACCAAUGCAAGGCAUCAAUCUGAACCAUGAGCUCUAUAUCUCCGCUCAUGAUGGAAGUCUGCCAUACUUCUUGGUUAUUUCAAGGUUGUUCUGUGAGAAUCCUACAAUACGGGCAUUGUUUUUAGGAGUUUAAUGUAGACGUCGCAAACAGGUUUUGCCACAUGGUUCAGGAUCACCUGCAAUGCUUGUGCUCGUAUACUCAGAAAUUUGGAAAUGCUUCGCUUAUGGGGCCUUUUGGAUUUCU